This is a messenger RNA of Fusarium sp. VM40, 1695 nucleotides long. NCBI's taxonomy places the organism in Eukaryota, Fungi, Ascomycota, Sordariomycetes, Hypocreales, Nectriaceae. The record is from the annotation of a GenBank genome assembly.
AUGAACGUCGUGGUGUUUCUCCGCCAUGGCCUGCGCCUGUUGGUGCCCCUCUCGUUCGCUUUCACAAUCUACCUCUACCUCUUCCCCGUCAUCCAAGGAUGCGCAUUCCCCGUCGAGUCAAGAGAUAGCAAGGAGGCGUAUGACUUGACCAAGAAGUUUCACUGGCCUUCGACGCCAUCGGCAGACGACCAUGCUAAACUUGCGCCUUUUCGAUUGCUUGCGCUCGGCGACCCCCAGCUAGAAGGCGAUACAUCGAUCAUUACAAACUACUUGGGCACUUUCCCCCAUAUCAAGAGUGUUUACCAGCAUGCUACCUUUCAGACGAGUCACUGGUGUUUUCGCGAACGAGUUCGAAAGAUAAUACACGACAUUGUGGACAUAUUCAUGGAGGAUCUUCCAUACUAUCUCAUGUCGCAACGCAAGCGAUUUGACCUGUGGGGCAAUGACUUUUACCUGGCGCAUAUAUACCGUCAAGUCAACUGGUGGUCGAACCCUACACACAUAUCAGUGCUGGGCGAUCUUGUCGGCAGUCAGUGGAUUGAUGACAAGGAGUUCGACAAGCGAGGUCGACGAUACUGGAAUCGCGUGUUCAAAGGAACCGAGAGGCUCUCGGACGAUCUGGCGAAAAGCCCGAGUAGCGAUCAUCAGCUAUCGGGUGUUUUGGAUGGUAGCGAAGAAGAGAAGGUGUGGAAGAAGAGAAUGCUCAACGUGGCAGGAAACCACGACAUUGGAUAUGCUGGAGAUUUGACCGAAGAACGUCUUGAGCGCUUCGAACGAGUUUUUGGAAAGGCCAACUACGAGCUUCGCUUCGAGCUACCCAUCACAGAUCCCGAGACACGAGCUACUUUGUACUCUGACACCAACCCCGAUUCGGAGCGAGUGAUCCCUCAGCUUCGCAUCGUCACUGUCAACGAUAUGAACCUCGAUACACCUGCCAAGUCGCUUCCUCUUCAGGAUGCCACCUACAGCUUCAUCAACGAUGUGAUUUCGUCUUCGGGCGCUGUUCAGUACAAGGGGCACUUUACCCUGAUUCUUACACAUAUCCCCAUGUACAAGCCUGCGGGUAUCUGUGUCGAUGAACCAUUUUUCGACUUCCACACUACAGCAGACGGCGGAGGUCUGAAGGAGCAGAACCAGCUGAGCGCUGAUGCCACUCGGGGUUUCCUGGAGGGUAUUUGGGGCAUGAGCGCAAAGAGCACCGCCCCUGGUGGUGGCUACGGACGCGCCGGUCUGAUGCUCAACGGUCAUGACCACGCCGGUUGUGACACGUACCACUACAUCAACCAAACGAACGGUACAGACCCCUCACAGCGCCAGUGGCAGGUCUCCACCUGGUCAGAAGCGCAGGACCAGAAGAUCCCCGGAAGCGAGGGCAUCCCCGGCCGACGCGAGAUCACGGUGCGCAGCAUGAUGGGCGACUUUGGCGGAAAUGCCGGUCUGCUGAGUCUGUGGUUCGACACGGAGUCGUGGGAGUGGAAGUAUGAGUACGCCACGUGCCCACUGGGCAACCAGGUCUUCUGGUGGUUUGUCCACAUCUGGGACGUCUGCGUCCUGGUGUGGCUCCAGCUGUACGCCGCGCUCUCAGUGCUCGAGGCCUACGGUGUCGAUGUCGACAGUCGGUUCUACAGCGGCGUGGCAAGGACCAAGGACUUUGUUCUACGAAGACGUCGGAAACAACCUGCCCGGAAGGAGUAG